CUCUCCCCGCCCCUCCGGGAUAGCAGUGCGGAAGCGGAAGAGGCUGCAGGGCCGGGGAGCCUGUCCGGAGGCCGUCUGGGUCCUGGGGUCCGGGCCGCCCGCCGCGAUGCCGAGCCCCCGGAGGAACGUGGAGGUUCGCGCCCUGGGCGUCUCUGCCUCGAGCAGCAGCAGCAGCAGCCCCAGCAGCCCGGCCCACGGCGGCGGCGGCGGCGGCGGCGGCAGCGGCAGGUUCGAGUUCCAGUCCCUGCUCGGCAGCCGCGCGGCGGGCGCGGACCCCACCUGCGCCCGGCUCCGCGUGUCCGAGAGCCCGGUGCACCGGCGCGGCUCCUUCCCGCUGGCGGGGGCCGUCCCCUCGCAGGCGCCUCCGCCCCCGCUGCCCGAGGAGGACCGCAUCGACCUGAACCCGUCCUUCCUGGGCAUCGCCCUGCGCUCCCUGCUGGCCAUCGACCUGUGGCUGUCCAAGAAGCUGGGGGUGUGCGCGGGAGAGAGCUCGUCCUGGGGCAGCGUGCGGCCCCUUAUGAAGCUGCUGGAGAUCUCGGGACACGGCAUCCCCUGGCUGCUGGGCACCCUCUACUGCCUGUCCAGGAGCGACAGCUGGGCCGGGCGCGAGGUGCUGAUGAACCUGCUCUUUGCUCUGCUUUUGGACCUGCUGCUGGUGGCCCUGCUCAAGGGGCUGGUCCGCAGGCGUCGCCCAGCCCACAACCAGAUGGACAUGUUUGUCACCCUCUCGGUGGACAAGUACUCCUUUCCCUCGGGACAUGCCACCAGGGCCGCCCUGGUGUCGCGGUUCAUCUUGAACCACCUGGUGUUGGCCAUUCCACUGAGGGUGCUGGUGGUAUUGUGGGCCUUCAUCUUGGGCCUCUCCAGGGUCAUGCUGGGGCGACACAAUGUCACCGACGUGGCUUUUGGCUUUUUUCUGGGCUACAUGCAGUACAGCAUCGUGGACUACUGCUGGCUGUCACCGCACAAUGCUCCAGUCCUCUUUGUACUGUGGAACCAACAAUGACACCGUCUUAUUCAUUAUGGCACCAGGAGAUCUAGAUGGUUCCACAUGCGAUCAUGCUGACAUAAACCAGCAGCCAUACCGCUUGUCCCUCUUAGGACAUUUCAGGCUUCCUUUGGAAUUUUAGGUGUCCCUCUUGAUGGGUUGCUAGGCUGAAGCCACAUGCUGGCCAUUACUGAUCAGGGCCAUAUUACAGAAAGAAAGAAAAAUCCCACUGUUAUACAUUCAACAACUGUUUGUAUCUCCAGGACAACUGCAAAGAAAUCGAGCUGGGGUGAUUGUAAUGUUGCUGUUUUUUCAAAAUUGACAUCAGAAAAAUUGUAUUUUGUAGUGAUCCUAUACGUCAAUAUAUCACUUGUGAACUGAACUUUG
Molecule: messenger RNA, 1375 nt
Organism: Myotis daubentonii (Daubenton's bat)
Lineage: Eukaryota; Metazoa; Chordata; Mammalia; Chiroptera; Vespertilionidae
Gene: PLPP6
Product: phospholipid phosphatase 6
Molecular function (GO): sphingosine-1-phosphate phosphatase activity
Source: RefSeq, a predicted model, not a curated record